Folsomia candida is the source of this 571-nucleotide messenger RNA. RefSeq lists its product as uncharacterized. The transcript has 4 exons. The record is from RefSeq and is a predicted model, not a curated record. Bases 84 to 470 code for a protein of 128 amino acids. Lineage: Eukaryota; Metazoa; Arthropoda; Collembola; Entomobryomorpha; Isotomidae.
UACAACUCGAUCAUCACAUCACAGCCGUUACAUUUUCUAACUAUCCCAAACUCCUCAAAAUUCCCAAGUUUCCAGUUUUCAAAAUGAAGGCAUUUUCCGUCAUCCUUUUGACCUUCGGUCUUAUCGCGGCUUCUUCGGCAGCAAUCGGUUCGGAUUUAGUCUCCACGCUGAGAAUCGUCAAGAGCCUUUGCUACUGCCCGGGAGAUCAUUCUGAUCCCAUUGCUGCCCGAUUUUUCGGCUGUUACGACCAACUUGCGGCCGCCGAUAAGCAAAAGUUUGUUUCCUGCCAACAAUCCAUCUUUGGAACUCCGUUAGACACGAAGGUUCAUGUUGAUGUCGCCUGUAGAAAUCCUCUCCGACUUCCGAGCUACGCAUCCUGUCUGAAAACCGCUUUCGGAAACGAUGCCCAAAUGGAUGCAGCCAUUUUGACAAUUAACAAAUGCCAAGCGGCUAUUUUCAACUUGCGUUAGUAACUUACGAAAAUGUGACAACAAUGUUAAUGAAAAAUAAAACUAACUGAAAACCUACAUAAAUUGUGUUUAAGAUCAAUAAAUUUUAAAAAAAUCAGCAA